Bipolaris sorokiniana ND90Pr is the source of this 405-nucleotide messenger RNA. RefSeq lists its product as uncharacterized. NCBI's taxonomy places the organism in Eukaryota, Fungi, Ascomycota, Dothideomycetes, Pleosporales, Pleosporaceae. Bases 1 to 405 code for a protein of 134 amino acids. The record is from RefSeq and is a predicted model, not a curated record. The transcript is spliced from 3 exons.
AUGCCUACUAACUGGAACGACAUCAAAGUCAUUGAAGGUGUCCUUGUGGCAUACCUUGCUGCCAACGACAACAAGAUCGACCUUCGCAAAGUCGCGCGACUUUAUGGCAACAGCAUGACCUUUGAUGCCCUCGCGUGCCAUUUUAAAGCUUGGAAGAAGCAGGCUACAGCUCUCAAGGCCGCAGCUGUAGAUAACACUGUCGCUACUCCCAAGAAGCUGCGUGCCAAGAAUAGCAGCAGCCCUACAAAGAACACUAGCUGCAGUGCUUCCAAGAAGACUGACAAGGUCCAAGCUGGUCGAGUGAGCAAGAACAAGUCAGUUGGAAGCGGCAACGUCAAGAUGGAGGAUCUUAGCGAUAACAUCCAUGUCAUGAUCGAUUCCGAAGAUCAGUUUGAGUGCAUCUAA